Messenger RNA from Entamoeba invadens IP1, 2058 nucleotides. Its product is annotated as multiple RNA-binding domain containing protein, putative. Lineage: Eukaryota; Evosea; Mastigamoebida; Endamoebidae. The record is from RefSeq and is a predicted model, not a curated record. The transcript has a single exon. The coding region runs from base 1 to 2058 and encodes 685 amino acids. Gene Ontology annotation, molecular function: RNA binding.
AUGAGUAGAAUUAUUGUGAAAGGACUGCCACACGUAGCAACAGAAAAAACUAUCAAAGAAGCAUUUCAAAGUUUUGGAAAUAUCACGGACUGCAAACUUGUCAGAACAAAAGAAGGCGUUUCGAGAGAGUUUGCGUUUUUAGGGUUUUCAACGGAAAGCGAAGCACAGAACGCUAUUGAAAAAAUGAACAACGCUUAUAUUCUCUCGUCGAAAAUCAAUGUCUCCAUCGCAAAAAAAAUUGGAGACAAAUCGAUUGAAAGACCGUGGUCCAAGUAUAGUGCAGGGUCUUCCGCGCAUGACAAAGCAACAACCACUGAACAACCCAAGAAGAAAGAAAAGAAAAAAGUCGAAGAACAGCCAAAGAAACCAUCAAAAAGUCUCGAAGCUUUGAAGAAACUUUGCGAACGCGCUCCACAAAUCGAAGUGAAAAAGAAGAAAGCAAGAGACACUGUUGACGAUGAAAAUAAAGAAACGAAGAAGACCGAACCAGUGAAAAUGGAAGAAGAAACAACAAGUCAAAGUUCUGAAGAAGAAAGAAAGGACGAAGGUGAAGAAGAUAACCAAAAAGAAAAGAAAGCAGAAGUUCAAAGUGAAGAAGAUGAAAUACAAGUUCCAGAGAAUGAAAAUUGGGAAGAAGGACGAAUUCUGGUGAACAACUUACCAUACGCUUGCUCGGAACAAGACGUUCGAGAGGCCUUUGAGAAAUUUGGCGAAAUCACAGAGGUCCACCUCCCCAUUGAUAAAGUCUCGGGGAAAACAAAAGGGUUUGCGUUUGUGAUGUAUGUUGUACCACAAGAUGCUGUUAAGGCAUUCAACGAGAUGGAUGGACAAGUGAUAAAAGGUCGUAUUAUACAUGUGAAUUAUGCGAAGGCCGACCCAUACGCACAAACAACGGAAGAAAAAGAAGCAAAGACGUACAAGGACAAAAAGGCGAACGAGCUCAAAAAGCGUGCAAGUAAUCAGUUCAAUUGGGCGACAUUGUACAUGAGACCAGACACCGCUAUCACUGCUGUGGCGGAACAACUUGGGAUGGCUAAAGAGAAGUUUCUUGACGUCAAUAGUAGCAACCUUGCUGUUAGAGCCGCUCUAGCAGAAACUUUUGUAAUCAAUGAGACGAAGAAGUACUUAGGGGAUCGUGGUGUCAACUGUACUGUACUUGAAAAUGGGUUGAAUGAGAAACGUGGGAACACUGCGAUCAUUGUAAAGAACAUAGCAGCAAAUGCAGACCAAGGAGAAAUCAAAACGAUGUUUGAGAACUGCGGGAAACUGAAGCGCUUUUUGAUGCCGAAAUCAAAGGCACUUGCUAUUGCUGAAUUUAUACAACCCAAUGAUGCCAAAACUGCUUUUAAAAGAAUUGUAUAUUCAAGAUAUAAAGGAGUUCCUCUUUACUUGGAGUGGGCGCCUGAGAGACUAUUCAACGAAGAAGCCAAAUCAACUGAAGAAGAAGUUCCAAAGAAAGUUGAGAAGAAAGAGAGUCCGAAAGAAGGCGGCGAGCUUGAACUUGUUGAAGAAGGUACACAUACACUUUAUAUCAAGAAUGUGAAUCCAAAAACAACGGAAGACACCCUCAGGAAGGUGUUUACUCAAUAUGGACAAAUUCAUUCAGUCAGUAUUUCCAAGAAUCCCACGUCUUCGAAGAAUGUGUUCUGUUUCUUGGAGUUUGCGAGACACAGUAGUGCACUCAACGCGAUGAAAAAUGCUCAAGGCCAACUUGUCGAUGGUAAUGCAAUUGCAAUCGAGUUGUCUAUUCCUAAGAAAGACGAUUUUACCCACGCCAAGAGAAAGAAAGCUGAAGAUGUGACAGCCAGUACAAAGUUGUUGGUGAAGAACUUGCCGUUUGAAACCAAUUUGAACGAAGUCAGAGAGUUAUUCAGGGUCUAUGGAACACUUCGUGGCGUGAGAGUACCAAAGAAGAUCGAUGGGCAACUGAAAGGGUAUGCCUUCAUUGAAUAUGCGACAAAACAAGAGGCUGCGAAUGCGAAAGCUGCAAUGGCAAACAGCCAUUUAUAUGGGAGACACUUGGUUAUUGAAUUUGCCAAGGAAACUGAAUUGGAUUGA